Messenger RNA from Aethina tumida (small hive beetle), 603 nucleotides. Its product is annotated as histidine-rich glycoprotein-like. NCBI's taxonomy places the organism in Eukaryota, Metazoa, Arthropoda, Insecta, Coleoptera, Nitidulidae. The record is from RefSeq and is a predicted model, not a curated record. The coding region runs from base 70 to 603 and encodes 177 amino acids. The transcript has 5 exons.
UUCAAUUUGUAGCAUAGAGUGUGCAGACGAAGUAUUGGAGACUCAAUAGAAACUAACGAAAAUAAUACAAUGGUUGUUACAGAAAAAGACUACAAGAAAAGACAACAACAACCCCGUUGCCAGAAACACAGACACAGAACUCAUUAUGAUAAUAUAACGAUUGACCUAACACACCGGGACAAAAAAAUUCAUGUAAGAAUCAAGACAAAUGGUAGCAGCUACAAGUAUAAGAAUAACCACAAGCAAAACCAUCGUCAUGUCCAUCAUCACGAAGAUGAAAAUCAUCAUUCCGAAGGCAAGCAUGAACAUCACGACGAGUACAAGCAUGGACACAAAAACGGUCAUAAUCGCAGCCAUCACCACAAACAUGAAAACCACGAUGAUCACACAGAUAAACAUAAGCAAGGACAACAGCCCGAUAUUGAUCAUCAUGAUCAACACUCCGAACACAAACACGAUCCUGAGCACAGCAAUGACAAGGACAAUAAUCAUGAAAACCACCAUGAGCACAAAAAUGAAUUUAAGCACGGUCACGACUUUAUUCAUGAUGACAAACAUAACAAUCUCAAGCAUGAUCACAGUCAUUACCUGUCUGAUGAAUAG